AUGCCCGAUCAAACGGCGCAUAGCAAUGAGAAAUAUUUCCCAACUAUGCGAACUGCCUUCACUGCUAACCUUGCUGAGCACGAAAAACUUGUAACGAACGUUAUCUCCUCGCUUCGCCGUGGAGCGAGCGAGACGCGAGAUCGGCCGGUGAAAACUCGGCACAAAGUAAUGUUCCGACUCACGCGCGGAGUUGAUGACCGCCAGCGAAGGCCGUACAAUCGGUCAGACACCAAAUGUCACGGCCGUACGCAGCGGGCGACAGGAAAAACUGCGUCACAGAUGAAAAAACGUGACUCAGGCGCUGCGACCACCACGAGUUGA
This is a messenger RNA of Leptosia nina, 321 nucleotides long. Lineage: Eukaryota; Metazoa; Arthropoda; Insecta; Lepidoptera; Pieridae. The record is from the annotation of a GenBank genome assembly.